CAAGCAUGCCCGUACACAUCAUCGAAACGGAUAUCGCUGUAUCAAGUUCACAAGCAAAUAAGAGGCAAUUAGGAUAGAAUUGCAGUACACGGGGCUUUGGGCAACUCGAAGCAGCCCAUGAGCUCCCGGCCUCAACAUUCACCAGCGCCCAAUUGCUGACGGAAGCCCAUUUCCCUUCUCUUGCGGGUUAGGGUUAUUUCCCAUCACGUGGAUUCGCGAGACACUUUCGCGUGUCCCCAAGUGAUCAGCAUCGUCAUAGGCGAACAUCCCGGUGACAUCCAAACCACAACCUCCAACGGACGACGUCUUACACGCCGCUUUCCACCAACCUUCCCGACCAGCAACAUCACGUAUCAUAAUCUAACAGAAAACAUCACGAGAACAAAGACCGCACCAAUGUCCACCCAAGCCAACGCGGGAAUCCCGCUGUCCCACGCGCCUGACGGCGUGGGCUACAAGCUCCUUGAACUUCCACCAGAGCUGGUUGAGCUUUUGGAAUCGCCAAAUCCGCCUACCCUAACCCUCCACCCCUCCCCCACCGCCGCCCUCCUAAAAACCACCAUCAACGGUCUCCCCAAGACUUACUCCCUCCGACAAAAGAAUACUUCCAACGGGCUCAUCCUUUUAUCCCCCCUUUCUCAGUCUCCAAACCCAACCCAGCCACCACCAGAACCACCACAACCACCACACACCAGCGACAACCAAGCUAAAGAACCCGGGGAGGACGAAAUGGAAAUUGAACACGAGCAACACCAAGAGCAACACCAAGAGCAAGACCAACAAGGAGCGGGGAUGAUGGAGGAAAUAAAAAUCCCAGGCCUCCGAACCCUCACAACCCUCCACGAAACGAUCGAGUUGGUUCCCGAAGUAGAGGACGCGAGUGCGCCGGCUGUUAAGGCGAGGGGGAAGUGGCAUGAGAAGUUUGCUAGGGGGCGUUAAGUAAGUCAUUAACUUGGUAUGCAUGCGGCUUCUGGUUGAGAGAAAGGUCUUUCUUAGGUUUUGGUGGGAGAUGGAAGAUUGGAGAGGAUGGGAGAUGGAAGGAAGUAGGUUAUGGGAGGGGUAGGUAGGGAAUGGGAGGAUGAAUGGGAAAUAAUGAAAGUGGUGAUGGGAGGACUCAGCUAGGAUAUGGGAGAUUUGGGCGAUAGGAACUGAAAUGGAAGGAAGAAAAGUGGUGGUGAUGUGAUGAUUGAUACCUGUGAUACCCUGGGAGGAGCAAAAGAGAUAUUAGGUAUAGAAGAAUAAGAUGAAAUGUUUUGCUUUGAGUCAAGAUUAGAACGUUUGGUUGUUGAACAUUUACCAGAAAAUGGGGUCAGUCAUAA
Messenger RNA from Neurospora tetraspora, 1319 nucleotides. RefSeq lists its product as uncharacterized. Bases 397 to 939 code for a protein of 180 amino acids. The transcript has 2 exons. Lineage: Eukaryota; Fungi; Ascomycota; Sordariomycetes; Sordariales; Sordariaceae. Gene Ontology annotation, cellular component: Ctf18 RFC-like complex. Gene Ontology annotation, biological process: mitotic sister chromatid cohesion. The record is from RefSeq and is a predicted model, not a curated record.